AUGUCUGGAAACUUUCGAGAGAUACGGCCCUCCUCCCGCGCAAACUCCGUUACUGGUCCCAGGAGUGGAAGAGCCGAUAGAAGUACCAGCAGAGGGAGCAUGAAAGACCAUGCACUAUCUGCCCACCUCUGGGGAAGGGGAGACCAGGAACAAGAUGAUCCCCGGGCACAUUGGGCAAUAAUGGCCUAUGAAAGAGGGGGUACAUCGGGGGAUAUAUUCCAUGUUCGUAAAUGGGACAAUGAUUAUAAGUAUGAGAGGUCAACCCGCCCACUAGAAACGACAUCUUCCUUUGGCCGAAGCGAGCAUUGGAAGCCAAGGAGAUUGUCCCUCGAGGCACAGCUACCUACUGGGGGACCAAUGUCGGGAAGUCCUCUCCCUUCGUGGGCAGUCGUCUUGAGGCCGAUGGGCGAUCUUGGAUCCCAAAAAAAGGUGCAGGAGAGCGCUAUGAAGGGCCGGUGGAUGCUAGGUUCGGUGACAGAUCCAAACGCCCCCCAGUGGGUAAACUAA
This is a messenger RNA of Microsporum canis CBS 113480, 507 nucleotides long. RefSeq lists its product as hypothetical. The coding region runs from base 1 to 507 and encodes 168 amino acids. NCBI's taxonomy places the organism in Eukaryota, Fungi, Ascomycota, Eurotiomycetes, Onygenales, Arthrodermataceae. The record is from RefSeq and is a predicted model, not a curated record. The transcript is spliced from 2 exons.